This is a messenger RNA of Daldinia vernicosa, 1491 nucleotides long. Its product is annotated as NPD-domain-containing protein. Lineage: Eukaryota; Fungi; Ascomycota; Sordariomycetes; Xylariales; Hypoxylaceae. The record is from RefSeq and is a predicted model, not a curated record. Bases 224 to 1330 code for a protein of 368 amino acids. Gene Ontology annotation, molecular function: nitronate monooxygenase activity. The transcript has 3 exons.
GCCAAAUCCUGAAUAUACCCCGAUUUUCACAUUUCCAUCUGUUCUUAUUACUUAUUACUAUUCCCAUUGCCGCGUGUGUUGCCGAUACCAAGACUUACUUUCUUGUUCUUUCCGACUACUUAAUCUACCCCAGAUUUCUUGAUAUAACUAGAAUAGACUAAAGAAGCGUCUUUACCAUCUUAUCAUAUUCUACAGUUUUACAUCAGCACCCAAAACAGUCAAGAUGGCAUCACCACAGAGGAUCCGGACUCCCGUCACCGAUCUAUUCAAGAUCAACCACCCUAUUUUCCUCGCCGGGAUGAACGUCGCAGCCGGCCCCAAGCUCGCUGCUGCUGUCACGAAUGCCGGCGGUCUCGGUGUCAUCGGAGGCAUGUCCUAUAGCCCGGACAUGUUGAAGGAGCAAAUCGACGAGUUGAAAUCGUAUCUGAAUGACAAGAAUGCGCCAUUCGGUAUCGAUCUGUUACUUCCACAAGUUGGCGGCAAGGCCCGCAAAACAAACUACGAUUACACGAAAGGCAAGCUCGACCAAUUAAUCGACGUCGUUAUCGAAUCGGGAGCCAAACUCUUCGUCUCCGCUGUCGGUGUACCACCCAAAGCCGUCGUCGACAGGCUACACAAGCACGGUAUUUACUACAUGAACAUGGUCGGCCACCCCAAGCAUGUUCAGAAGGCGCUAGACAUCGGCUGCGACAUCAUCUGUGCGCAGGGUGGUGAGGGUGGUGGUCACACUGGAGAUGUUCCGACCACUGUCCUGAUUCCGGCGUGUGUGCAGAUUUGCAAAGGAAAAAAGAGUGUCGUAUCCGGCCAACAGGUUCCCGUCAUCGCCGCCGGUGGUAUUCAUAACGGUCAGAUGUUAGCUGCUGCGCUGAUGAUGGGCGCGGGCGCUGUCUGGGUUGGUACCCGUUUCAUCUUAGCCGACGAAGCUGGCGCACCCGAGUCGCACAAGGAAUCGGUACGAACUGCCGGGUUCGACGACACAAUCCGAACCCUCAUCUUUACUGGACGGCCUUUACGGGUGCGGAAGAACCCGUACAUCGAGAACUGGGAGACCGAACGCCAAGCCGAGAUCAAGGAGUUGACUGCCAAGGGUAUCCUCCCUUACGAGCACGACCUGGAGAAGGUAGCGAACGGCACAGCCGAAGGUUCGGGCAAGGAGAGCGAAAGCGAAGAGGAUGUAGACGAUUUGAUGGACCAGUUCCGACCCUACUUGAUGGGCAAGUGUGCCGCACUAGUGAACGAGCAGAAGAGCGCCAAGGCCAUCGUGGAUGAAUUCAUUGAGGACGCCACAGCGAUGCUGAGCCAAGGCGCCAAGAUGGUAGCGAAGUUGUAAGAGGAGUAGGCCUAUUAGGGGGAAUUCUGAAAUAUUAAAUCCCUUUGUAUAUAUAUCCGCAAGCACCGCGUUUGAAGAGCAGUAUCAGCGCAGUGCGAUCUAUAAUUGGGUGCGAUGGUUGUAUUAUUUUAAAUAGCAAUGCAUGCAAAUUUACUUUCAAA